AUCACGGACAGAACCGAGUCACUGAACUCUUCUUGCUUCUCCAGUAACAGCAUAAAGAAGACCCAGCCUCCCCUCCCUGUGUCGAAGAUCGAUGACAGACUGGAGCAGUACACACAGGCCAUUGAGACAUCCGCAAAGGCUCCAAAACCUGUCCGACAGCCCUCUCUUGACCUUCCCACCACAAGUAUGAUGGUAGCCAGCACGAAAAGCCUCUGGGAGACUGGAGAGGUAGCAGCUCAGUCUGCUGUGAAGUCCACACCCUGUAAGGAUAUCGUGGCUGGAGACAUCGUGAGCAAAAGAAGCCUUUGGGAACAGAAGGGCAAUCCCAAACCUGAGACCAACAUCAAGUCCACUCCUUCUGGCAAGAAGUAUAAAUUUGUCGCAACGGGCCAUGGCCAGUACAAGAAGGUGUUGAUAGAUGAUGCUGCAGAGCAAUAGCGUGCCUGGAGAACUCAUUAAC
Messenger RNA from Antrostomus carolinensis (chuck-will's-widow), 460 nucleotides. RefSeq names its product lymphocyte-specific protein 1-like. The transcript has 5 exons. The annotation marks the transcript as partial. Lineage: Eukaryota; Metazoa; Chordata; Aves; Caprimulgiformes; Caprimulgidae. The record is from RefSeq and is a predicted model, not a curated record.